AGAGUAGUGUUUGUUGAGACUUCCCCGCAGCCAAUCACCUCGCCGUUGCCCUUGGUAACCACGUCCAUCAUCCUUUGACGUCCAAUGAGCGGCGGGGGCGGGGCGGAGUCCAGGUGCGCCUCGGCGUCCACUUGGCAGAGCGCCUGGGAGCCGCCUGUGGGCAGGAGAGGGUCUGUCAAAUGCGAGGUUCGUUUAAUAAGAGCGACCAGUCCGGCUCCGAGAGUCAUGGCGACCGCAGCGUCUAACCACUACAACAUCCUCACCUCCAGCGCAUCCAUCGUGCACUCGGAGCCCGGCAGCAUGCAGCAAGCCACGGCGUACCGGGACGCGCAGAGCCUGUUGCAGAGUGACUACCCGCUGCAGAGCAACAGCCACACGCUCAGCCACGCACACCAGUGGAUCACGGCGCUGUCCCACGGAGAGGGAGCCCCGUGGUCCACCAGCCCGCUCGGCGCAGAGCAGGACAUCAAACCCGCGGUGCAGGGCGCCCGGGACGAGAUGCACAACUCCAGCAGCAACCUGCAGCACCAGUCGCGGCCACCCCACCUGGUGCACCAGACGCACGGGAACCACCACGACGGCCGGGCGUGGAGAACCACCACCGCGGCGCACAUACCGAGCAUGGCGACAACGAACGGCCAAAGCCUUAUUUACUCCCAGCCGGGCUUCGGCGUCAACGGGCUGAUCCCGGGCAGCGGGCAGGGGAUGCACCACCACAACCUAAGAGACAGUCAUGACGACCACCACAGCCCGCACCUCAGCGAUCACGGCCACCCUCCGUCCCAGCAUCAGCACCAGCACCGGCCGCAAAGCCACCACGAACACUCGGACGAGGAUACGCCGACCUCGGACGACCUGGAGCAGUUCGCCAAGCAGUUCAAACAGCGGAGGAUCAAGCUGGGCUUCACGCAGGCGGACGUGGGACUCGCCCUGGGGACCCUGUACGGAAAUGUGUUUUCCCAAACCACCAUAUGCAGGUUUGAGGCCCUGCAGCUCAGCUUCAAAAACAUGUGCAAGCUGAAGCCUCUGUUGAACAAGUGGUUGGAGGAGGCGGACUCCACCUCGGGCAGCCCGACCAGCCUGGACAAAAUCGCGGCGCAGGGGAGGAAAAGGAAAAAACGGACUUCAAUCGAGGUAAGCGUAAAGGGAGCUUUGGAGAGCCAUUUUUUGAAGUGUCCUAAACCGGCAGCGUCGGAAAUAAUCGGCCUGGCGGACAGUCUGCACCUGGAGAAAGAAGUGGUCAGGGUUUGGUUUUGUAACAGGAGACAGAAGGAGAAACGCAUGACCCCUCCCGGAGCACUGCCGGGGAGCGAGGAUGUGUACGGGGACACGCCGCCGCACCACGGGGUCCAGACCCCGGUCCAAUGAACUCUGCUGGACCGCUCCUCCAGGACAUGUUUAUCCUUUUUAUUUAUCCCCAAGGUUAUAUAUAAAUCACUGGACUAUGAAACGCUAUAGUGGGUGUUUUAUGUAUAAUAGAUUGCGGUGAGUACUUACACAAUAUCUGCAGUGAAUAUCUGAGAAAUGGAAAAUGAGUGAGGGGAGGACAGGACAUUUUUUCCUCUCCCAGAGCUGAAGGAUCAUAAGCCUGUGUUGUGUUCUCCGAGGAUACAUGCCCAGCACUGUGACUCCAGUCGACGCAGUUUCAAGGUGUAGCCCCUAUUGUGUACUGAAAUUAUACUUGACGAAAAAAAGAGGGAGGGGAGGAGGGAUACCUGGUUUUAGAAGAAAGGCAUAGCUGAAUGGUUUCCAUUCGCCACUUUUAUAUCAAAUCGCAAAACACAAUUUUUCCUGUGCGUAAAAGGGAAAGCAAAUGCAAAGGCGUUUAGUUUUGUAGCUCUAAAUUGUGCGUCCAGCAGUGAUGGGUGGUGCAGGGGAGGGGGGUCAAAGGAGCUGCGUUAAUGGAGUAAACUGGAGGCCAGUAAAGGCUGCAGCCCCAGUCCAAUGGAGUCCAGCUGAGGGUGAGCAUCGCCUGAGUCCCAUCUGUCAGCCAGGCAGCACAGAGACGCUUUGCAUUCAAAACACUGCUGGGAAACUGCAGGCCAUUCAGCUCUUAUUUAUUAUGCGAGGACGGAGGUCAGGGUUUAGUUGUGAACACGGAUUAUUAUUAUUAUUAUUAUUAUUUUUAUUAUUACUUAUUAUUUGUGCAGCUCACUGGCUAAACUCUUCAAUAAUUGGCCUGAGUGCAGUGAUGUGGUAAAUAAAAAAAGUGUAUGACCUCUAUCAUGAGUCAAACAGCAGUAUAAACAAAAAGUCCAUUCUAUUUUUCACAAAACAAGCGUUAAAUAAUAUUUCUCCCCCCAGAGAGUCUCCCAGCUCCAGGAAGGGCUCCGUGGCGAUUGAUUGGAUUAUCCGGCACUUUCCCACAACAGGAUGGGCUAUAGAUAUAUAGAUAUCUACAAAAAUAUAUGUCACCAACUCUCACAGAACAUUUGGAUCCACUUUUGUAAAUAUUGUAUAACUUUAAAAGUCAUGGCUUCAUCCCUUUUUUUUCUUUCUUCACUGGGGCACUUUUUUGGAUUGAUGUUUUCAAAAACAAACAGGUUGAGUUUUUAAAAUCCAGUCUCAUUCAUAGUCUACCUACUGCCUUGUAUUUGUGUGCUAUUUAAUGUUCAUUUUGUUGCCGAAAUUUACGAUUUACGUUUACGAUUUAAUUUUUUAUUUUUUUGUGGCGCAUUUUAUUUUCAGUCUAAAGAUAUUUGUUUUUUAUUAAUGUGAAAUCAGUUUAAUUUGUUUAAACUGUCUAAGGAGUUCUGUUUUGCCAAUUGAUGCCCGCUCUGAAAUUACAUUAGAUUGUGUUUCCAAUCAAAAUAUAGUGAGGAUUAAUCAAUAACACUACUGUAGAGAAUUGUCCACAAUGAAUCAGACCUAGAGAGGAUACAAACGGAGAUAACCAUCAUGAUUAGUGUAUUUGAAAAGAAAAAUAAUAAUAAUAAGGCCUUUAAAUUUCUUCCCAAAACACAUUUCAGUGACAUUCCAAAAAUUGCAGCAUAUGAUCAAAAUUAUUAUUAUUAUUAUCAUUAUUAUUAUUAUUAUUAUUAUUAUUAUUAUUAUUAUUAUUAUUAUUAUUAUUAUUCACAUGGUGUUAUUUUAAUUUGUUUGUGAGGUCGUUGCCAUGCAUUCUAUUUCAGCCAUUUUGUUCAUCUUCGUCUGUUGCUUUAUUACAUGGGGGAAAUUGUUCGUAGACAUUUUAUUUUAUUUUUUAGUCUUGUUAAUGAGAUUGUAAUUUAUUAUACAAUGGCUUUUAUAGAUGACACAAAGUGCGAGAUAUAUAUGAAAUGACACCGAGAAGGCUUUUGUUUCGUAGGGACGAAGAGAGACAUAUUUUUGAUUUUUCAGCGGGAUUGCCACAGCCUGGACCGUCACAGCUAAAUGUAUAUACAUCUUUUCUCCGUACAGUAGCUUGCUUUUCGUUUUAUGCAACAACAAAAAAAAAAAAACACAGAUAUCCAGGGACUUGGUUUUCUUUCCUCUCAUGUGGGAACAGCUUUUCUCCCCCCCUCCUGAUUUGUGUGUCUCCUGCAGAAAACAACAAGCAGAAACGAUCAUGGCAUUGAAAUCUUUCCUCAGUAGCUUUAAUGAAUCGAUCCAACUCAUAAUUCACUGGAAAUUCAAGUUGUGGGAUGUAGACCUGUAGCAAUCCGACGCUGUUUUCUUGUUGUUUUGUUUCAUUGCUUGUUAAACCAGUCGUUUGGUUUUGGGGGGAUAUAGGCUCUGUCAUAUUCACUGGAAGAACUUGGGGUAGAUAAAGCAGAGGUGAUAAAUGCCUGUAGGUGUUUUUAAUCACUUGACACAUGAACAACGGACUUGCACAUUUUUAAAUAAUGGGGUUGAUAUUAAACAGCUUUUUUCCAACGUCGAGGCUAAAUGUAUUUAUUUAUUUUUUUACUCAGCAAACCAGAAUGCUGCUGCAGUGACUUCACUCUGCUUGACAUCUGUGGUGUUCAAAAUCUGCUUCUUGCUUUGAGCCCGUUCGUUUGGGUGGAGUUAAUGGGAAAGAAAAUCAGGGUUGAUGAGUGGAAGAUUGUGAGCCGAUGAUGUGUUGUUUCCGCCCCAGGCUGCUUUAAAUGGACUGACUUUGGCUGGGGAAACCACUACUUCCAUAUAGGGUUAAAUUAGGGGUUCCCAAAGUGGGGUCCGAGUACCAGUAGUGGUCCUUAGGAGGACUGACAGGGGUCCAAAAUGAUCUACAGGGGGUUUCAAACAAAGAUUUAGCAUUUUAAAAUGUAUUAUAGCCCCUAAAAUCCACAAAGUUGUUUUAUUUACCAUCAUGUCUCUAACUCUAAGGUCUAAGAUGCUUUGUCCAAGGCAAAAACACUCAUCCUUAUAUAUUGUUUUACUUCUGAAGACAAAAACUUGCAUUGUUCUGACACUUUUGGGCUAUAAAUCCCGCGUCACUUUUACUGACGAGGUUGAGCCCUUUAAACUGGAGGUUAACAAAACAACCCGGACUUUAAACGCAUCACAGGUUGUGAGAUUUAAAUACGUGUUUCCUGUUUUUUAAACAAAACUCAUCGGAUUUCAUUUGAUCCUAAAGAUACUCCCAUCAAAACAGAAUGUUCUGGAUCAAUGGAUUUCUUAGGAGAAAAAAAAUCCACUAAAAUAUUUCUGCAGGGACUUAUGGUGACAGUGACAGUGGUGACCCUGCUGGUAUUUUCUUCUUCCUUCACUUCUCUGUAAUAUUCCCACUGGAACCUGUGCUGUGGUAUUUGUAUGAGCAUCUCUCUAAAUUCUAUUCUAGUUCAUUUUUUAUUUGAUAUAUUUUUUGGGGGGGGGAUAAUGGCAUGAAAGUGACGUCUUCCCCUUGUGAAAAAUGUACCGUAAUAUUCCCACAAUACAAAGGACCAAAAGUGA
Siniperca chuatsi (mandarin fish) is the source of this 4854-nucleotide messenger RNA. RefSeq names its product POU class 3 homeobox 2b (gene pou3f2b). Bases 85 to 1368 code for a protein of 427 amino acids. Gene Ontology annotation, biological process: brain development; regulation of transcription by RNA polymerase II. NCBI's taxonomy places the organism in Eukaryota, Metazoa, Chordata, Actinopteri, Centrarchiformes, Sinipercidae. Gene Ontology annotation, molecular function: RNA polymerase II cis-regulatory region sequence-specific DNA binding; DNA-binding transcription factor activity, RNA polymerase II-specific. Gene Ontology annotation, cellular component: nucleus. The record is from RefSeq and is a predicted model, not a curated record. The transcript has a single exon.